UUAUGGUUGCGAUGCUGAUAGCGUCACUACAGUGUUUUAAUUCAGUUAAGGUAGUAAUGCUAGAAUGGACAUUUUUAAAAUAACUUAUUUCUGAUGCCAUAUUUCAGGGGUUUAUCAGUUACGCUUUGUCCUUUGCUGGGUAUAGUAUGCUAGCUAGCUAAAUGGUUGGUGGAAGGAGGUACCAGAAGGGUAGUUAGUUAGCAAGUUAGUUAACCGCUAGAUUGCUAGCCAGGGCUCUACGUAACGCUAGAUAGCUCAGCUAGUUAUCUGUUUGAAAUUACUCAGGUCUGUUUUGUUGGCAGAUGAAUUUUAGAAAAAUAUUUAGCGUUAGCUAGCUCGCUGUCUGAAAUUACUCGGGUCUGCUUAGUUGGCAGGUGAAAACUAGUUCGCCAGCAGAGCUAGGCAAAUUUUGAAAAUGCUUCAGUCAAGAAACGUUAAAAGGAACGAGAACAAUCCAACGAGUCGAGUGAAAGAUGGAGGGAAGACGUUAAUUUCAAAAAAUCGACUCAAGGCCAAAGAAAACAAGGUUUUGGCCGAGAGAAAUCCGGCUGUGGUGGCAGUGGGCGCCUGGGUCGAGACGGGGGACGUGAACCAAUUGCACCCCGCGGUCCGUGCUAUGCUCACUGAGGAGUUGCAUGAAGACAGCCGUCGGGAGAAAGAGGCGAGCCUGCGCCAGUUUCAGGACGCGGUACGCAGACGCGUAUCGCACCAAGCCCGAAUUCGAAAACAGCGGCAGCUGCAGAGGUCAUACGAAAUGGCUGAGAAAGAGUGCAGGGCUGUCCAACAGACCAGCUGCGCAGCCCAGCGCCUCACACCUCGAAAGAGUCUGUUCCCUUCUUGGCUACAAGGGGAACUAGCCAUCUGUGGCCCUGGUCCAUGCUGGGUUGAGCCUCAAGAUGUUGCCCCUAGCACUGAUGACACUAAUGAAUAUCCCUGUCAGUUUAGCAAAGUCAUGAGGCAGGUGAGGCACCGCCUGGCUGGCCAUCAGACGGUUCAAGAUGGGGAGGAUCUGUCAGGGCUUCCGGGAGGAAAAUGGAAGGUAUCCCCAGGAAGAGACAAAUCUGUAUCCUGUGUCAGGAGAGCAGAGGAGGACCAAGAAGAAGAAGAAGAGGAGGAGGAAAUUGAUGGCAGACUCCGAGGGGAGGAAGAGAUUCCGUUAGCAGGGCAGCAUGAUCAUCCACUUCAUAUGCAGAGCCACAGUAGCAAGAAAGUCACGUUUCAGAAUGACCCGGUGGGCACAGGGCUGCUAAGAGAGCCGCAUCCAACAUGCCUGCAAGGCAGAACCGACCACCAAUCAGCUUGGGACCUGUGGCGAGGGGCGGACCAAGAGGAGCUAAAGCGACAGAAACAGUCUCAGUUCCUCAUGUAUCGGCGUCUUUUCAUGGACAUCGAGCGGGAGCAGGUGAAAGAGCAGCAGUGUCACAGGAAACACCUGAAGAGGAUUGCUAGCAUUAAGGCAGAGAAGGAGCUGCUGAGGAGAGAGGAGGAGACGAGACUGGAGGAUAAGAGGAGGAGGGAUGCUGCCGAGAGGGAGCUCCUGAUACUGCAGCGCCUCCGGCUGGAGGAAGAGGAGGAGGAGGGGCAAGGCGUGAAACGGAGGGCCAGGGCAGAGAAGGUCAAAGAGACUGCCAGGUAUGUCGAGGCUAUGCGGGUCCAGAUGAAGGAGAGGUUGGAGAAGGAGGGGGUGGAGCUUCCCCCGCUCUGUUGCUGCGGUGAUGGUUUCUGGGACUCGCACCCCGACACAUGUGCCAAUAACUGCCCCUUUUAUCACAAUCCAAAAGGCUACACACAGGUCCUGUACUCUGUCCUGCUCAGCUGUGACCCAUCUGAAGGUUGUGCCGGCCACAGGGGCCACACAUGGAAAAUCGCCCCCACGAGUACACUGUAGCCCUGGAAGCGACCUUACAUUAACUCUAGGGUCAGACAAUCUGUUUUUCUAUUAUUUUAAUUAGGUUAACAACUUGCUGUAUAUCAGCUUCCCAGGCAACAACAUCAGGGACAUUUUGGGCACCAAGCAUCACAAAUACCUCAGCAUUCGGGUCUUCGGGUUUGCAGAAUUUGAUGCAUUAUGUAGUCUUAAAAUAGUUUUGUGUCAAUUUAUAUCAAAACAUUUUUUUGGUUAAGUGUUGAUUGACAUUUUUUAGUUUCUGCCUAGUAAGGUGUUGCGCUAUUUGUUGGUAUCAUCGCAAAACUACCUUUAAAUGCAGAUUUGUUUUUGUACUCAGUACAUUCAAAUGAAAUUUGAUACAAUGAUGAUUGUGCAAGUUUUGGUAGUAAACCGCCUGACGAUUUAAAGGACUGAAAUAAAAGUACUUUCUCUCA
Electrophorus electricus (electric eel) is the source of this 2322-nucleotide messenger RNA. RefSeq names its product coiled-coil domain containing 15 (gene ccdc15). Lineage: Eukaryota; Metazoa; Chordata; Actinopteri; Gymnotiformes; Gymnotidae. Gene Ontology annotation, cellular component: centrosome. The record is from RefSeq and is a predicted model, not a curated record.